UAAAUAUAGACUGGAAAAAGGAAAUAAUUUCAUGUAACUUGAAAACAUUUAUAACUAUUGUCGUCGGAUUUCCGAAUUCUGAAAAGUUGCAUGAUCUUCAGUCUUAGAGAUUAAACAAAACUACACUGCUCAUAAAUGUUUGUGCUGUAUAACAAAGUACACAAAAUUGCAAGUCACAAAUUUUCGUUUCAUAAAACUCUUUUAUCGGCCGAUCAUGGAACUAUCGGCCAGUCAAUGGGUGUAAUUGCAAGAAAUAUUCAUGACAGCAACAGAGCAGGGUGACACUGAGACAGUGUGUAAAUUACUUGAUGAGCUACACAUCACUCCUGAUAUUGCUGCUGUACGUGAGGGAUUAGGGCACAGUGCUCUCUCUUUGGCUUCAACUUAUGGACAAACAUCUGUUGCUGCAGAGUUAUUAAAGAAUGGAGCUAAUCCUUGUCUAGUCAGUGGAGUAGGAAGGAUACCAUUACAUGAUGCCUGUAUUAAUGGACAUUUAGAAGCUGCACAGCUGCUUACAGAAUACAUGACAGAUAGUGAUUUGAAUAUCCAAGACAACAGUGGCCAGGCAGCUGUACAUUUGGCUGCUUUUAAUGGAGAAACACAAGUUCUAAAACUACUUAUUCAAAAAGGGGCCUGCUUAACAAUUGUAGACAAGAAAGGGAGACAGCCAGUACACUUGGCUGCCUCUAGAAAUUUUGUUGGAAUUUUGCAGCUGCUGUUUGACAGUGGAGUUGAUUUCGACAGUCAAUGUUUCUCUGGCAAAACUCCUCUUCAUUAUGCUGCCCAGUUUGGAGGGCUAGAAGCAGUGAAAUUUCUUGUUGCUACGGACUGUGACACAACGCUUGAAGACAAGUCAUCUUACCUCCCAGCUCACAUGGCUGCCAAAUUUGAUAAGUUGAACUGUUUAAAGUUUCUUAUUAAACAAGGGACAAGUAUUGAUGCAAAACAAAGAACAGGCAAAGCUAGCACUCAUAUUGCUUCAUGUCAUGGAGCAUUCAAUGUACUACACUGGCUACUUGAUAACAGAGCAGAGGUCAAUUUACAAGACAAUGAUGGGAAUACUCCUGCCCACUGUGCUGCACAAGAAGGCAAAGCAGACUGCUUCAACUGUUGUGCUCAGCAUGAUGCCAAUUUAGAUCUUCUUAAUGCCAAAGGAGACACACCUUUAGAUACUGCCAAAAAAUCUGGCCACCCACUGCUUAUGGCUAAAGCAGUUGCCAAUGUGGUAAUGUGCCCACUGUGCCUACAGAAAUGUCAGAAGGAAGACUAUGACAGGAAACACCCUCCAACUGAUGUUGAGAAGUCCAUCAUGGCUAUUAGGAAUAAAGCGUAUGCAUCCCCUUUGCCUAAAUAUAAUGUGAAACUUGGAGGCAACAAAGUGGGUCUCAAACCAGACUCAGCCAGAAGCACCAAGAGAAAUCUUGCCCUCAAAGAAGUAGCAGUACAAGAUAGACCUCACCGUGAUUUACCAGCCAAAUAUUUUGGUGAGUUUGUUGAUCCCAACCAAACAUUUCAAUUUAAAAUGAAAUGAGAUUUGCCAAAAUUAAACAACACGUUUUUAGCACUAUGAAAUCUCUUUUGAUGGCUGAUUUGACACUGCUAAAAAUACUCCUGUUUCCAUUGUUAUCUCUAUAACUUGUGUGUGUGUGAUACAACAUUGAUACUGUGAUAGCCAAAAUAUAUUCUAAAUAUACAAUAACUUUAAAACCUUAAGAUAAGAAAAUGUUUUUUUUUAUUAAAAAUGAUUUAUAAACACUU
Messenger RNA from Biomphalaria glabrata, 1758 nucleotides. Its product is annotated as ankyrin-3-like. Bases 260 to 1531 code for a protein of 423 amino acids. The transcript has 9 exons. Gene Ontology annotation, molecular function: protein binding. The record is from RefSeq and is a predicted model, not a curated record. Lineage: Eukaryota; Metazoa; Mollusca; Gastropoda; Planorbidae.